Molecule: messenger RNA, 2777 nt
Organism: Erinaceus europaeus (western European hedgehog)
Lineage: Eukaryota; Metazoa; Chordata; Mammalia; Eulipotyphla; Erinaceidae
Gene: TM9SF1
Product: transmembrane 9 superfamily member 1
Biological process (GO): vacuolar transport; protein localization to membrane
Cellular component (GO): membrane
Source: RefSeq, a predicted model, not a curated record
GCUUGUUGAUGACGUUGCCGCGGCGCCCUGGGAGGGAUUGGCCGAAACUCAGCACCAGGAGCGCAUGGCGGAAGUGUGAAAGAAGCCUUGGAGAGGUGUGGGAGAGGCGGGGGUCGCAAUGAGCGGUCUCGGCCGACUCUUCGGGAGGGGAAAGAAGGAGAAGGACCCAACCCCUGAAGAAGCAAUUCAAAAAUUGAAGGAGACAGAAAAGAUAUUGAUCAAGAAACAAGAGUUUCUGGAGCAGAAGAUUCAGCAGGAGCUGCAAACAGCCAAAAAGCAUGGGACCAAGAAUAAGAGAGCCGCCCUACAGGCUUUGCGGAGAAAGAAAAGACUGCAACAACAGCUGGCACAAACCGAUGGGGCAUUAUCUACCCUGGAGUUUCAGCGUGAGGCCAUUGAGAAUGCUACCACCAAUACAGAAGUGCUUCGUACUAUGGAGCUUGCUGCCCAAGGCAUGAAGAAGGUCUACCAGGACAUGGAUAUUGACAAAGUGGAUGAACUAACGGCUGACAUCACAGAACAACAGGAGUCGGCCCAGCAGAUCUCAGAUGCCAUUUCUCGGCCUAUCGGCUUUGGAGAUGAUGUGGAUGAGGAUGAACUGCUGGAGGAACUAGAGGAGCUGGAACAGGAGGAAUUGGCCCGGGAGCUGUUAAAUGUAGGCGACGAGGAAGAAGAACCUCCAGUCAAUCUGCCCAGUGUGCCCUCCACACGGCUGCCUACAGAGCCAGGUACCCAGGGCUGUGGUGUUGUCAUAAGCAAUAAUCCUAGGGCCUGGAGUUGCUUUCCAGUCUUGCUGCUGCUGCCGCUGUUGCUGGGCACAGGCUGCGGACCCGGGGUGGAGGGCGUGACACACUACAAGACCGGCGACCCUGUCAUUCUCUAUGUCAACAAAGUAGGGCCCUACCAUAACCCUCAAGAGACUUACCACUACUAUCAGCUUCCAGUCUGCUCCCCGGAGAAGAUCCGCCACAAAAGCCUUAGCCUGGGCGAAGUGCUGGAUGGAGACCGAAUGGCUGAGUCUUUGUACGAGAUCCGCUUUCGGGAGAACGUGGAGAAGAGAACUCUGUGCCACAUGCAGCUCAGUUCUGCACAGGUCAGCCUCUCACGUGGUCGGUCUGCUGGAGCUAAGCCCUCCCUCCCUGGGACUGUUAACAGUGUCUUCUAAUGGUGUUUUCAGAAGCAUCCUUGCAGAAGUGAUCUCACUUGAACUGUUGUUAUACUACUUGGUGUGGCAGGCAGGGCUGAUGGCAUUAUUUGCUCUUAGUUGGCAAAGGAAAGUACUCAGAGAUGACCUUUUUCAGUCUACAGAGAUGGACGGGGAGAUUGCAUAUGGUUAUGCCAAACGACUUCCAUGCAGGAGGCACCAAGGUCCCAGCACCGCAGCGACAGGCGCCGAGGUGGUGAUGAUGGUUUCUUUCCCCGGACGCUGGAAAUCCACUGGUUAUCCAUCAUCAAUUCCAUGGUGCUUGUGUUCUUACUGGUGGGUUUUGUGGCCGUCAUUCUCAUGCGUGUGCUUCGGAAUGACCUGGCUCGGUACAACUUAGAUGAGGAGACAACCUCCGGAGGUUCUGGUGAUGACUUUGACCAAGGUGACAAUGGCUGGAAAAUUAUCCACACAGACGUCUUCCGCUUCCCUCCAUACCGGGGUCUGCUCUGUGCCGUGCUUGGUGUGGGAGCCCAGUUCCUGGCCCUAGGCACUGGCAUUAUAGUCAUGGCGCUGCUGGGUAUGUUCAAUGUGCACCGCCAUGGAGCCAUCAACUCCGCGGCCAUCUUGUUGUAUGCACUGACCUGCUGCAUCUCUGGCUACGUGUCCAGCCACUUCUACCAGCAGAUUGGAGGCGAGCGUUGGGUGUGGAACAUCAUUCUCACUACCAGUCUCUUCUCUGUGCCUUUCUUCCUGACGUGGAGUGUCGUGAACUCUGUGCACUGGGCUAAUGGCUCAACCCAGGCUCUGCCAGCCACCACCAUCCUGCUGCUUCUGACCGUCUGGUUGCUGGUGGGCUUCCCCCUCACUGUCAUUGGAGGCAUCUUUGGGAAAAACAACGCCAGCUCCUUUGAUGCGCCUUGUCGCACCAAGAACAUUGCCCGGGAAAUCCCGCCCCAGCCCUGGUACAAGUCAACUCUCAUCCACAUGACUGUUGGAGGCUUCUUGCCUUUCAGUGCCAUCUCCGUGGAGCUGUACUACAUCUUUGCCACAGUAUGGGGUCGAGAGCAGUACACCCUAUAUGGAAUCCUCUUCUUCGUCUUUGCCAUCCUACUGAGUGUGGGAGCUUGCAUCUCCAUUGCACUUACCUACUUCCAGCUGUCGGGAGAAGAUUACCGGUGGUGGUGGCGAUCGGUGCUGAGUGUUGGCUCCACUGGCCUCUUCAUCUUCCUCUACUCUGUUUUCUACUAUGCCCGGCGCUCCAACAUGUCAGGGGCAGUACAGACAGUAGAGUUCUUUGGCUAUUCUUUACUCACUGGUUACGUAUUCUUUCUCAUGCUGGGUACCAUCUCUUUUUUUUCUUCCCUAAAGUUUAUCCGCUAUAUCUAUGUAAACCUCAAGAUGGACUGAGUUUUGGAUAGUAAAACUAUUGGUCUCAUCUCCCUUACUUCACAUCCUAUUGAGCUCUCUUACCAACUUUUCUGAUUGAGGGACUGACCUGUGUGAUGGCAUCAUGGCAUUCCUCUUUGUUCUCUGGGCCUCCCUUCCCCAGAGAGAGCCUGGAAAUGGAAUAAACAUGCUUCCCAUAGUAACAUGAAGACUGGCAGAAUAUAUAUAUAUUUGCACUUUUUGA